AUGAGUCCUAUCGAUCAUAGCCGGUCAGGAAAGCCGGCAAUCAUAGGGCCUGAUGAUACCGAACAACGAUCGAUGAGCUGGUAUUCGGUUCCCCAAGAUGAGCUCUUCGAGGAAUCGACUGCCUAUGACCCAGGCGCUCCGAUUGAGAUUGCGCCAACACACACGAGCUCAGCAGGCGAAGGGGAGGAAAAUCUAUCCCUCGGUCGCGCAAUCAAACUCUACCCCAAGAUGGUAGGGUACUGCAUGGCCAUGACAAUCCCUAUCAUCGGCUGGGGUUACGACUUGGUUAUUGUCGGCGCCAUCACAGGCGUCGACUCUUUCACGACAGACUAUGGUGCUAUGAUUGAUGGCAUACAGGCAAUUCCAGGUAACUGGCUGACCUUGUGGAUGGCUCUUCCCCCAGCAGGCUCGGCCCUCGGCGCUGUCGUGUGUGGUUGGAUGCAGGAUCGUAUCGGCCGAAAGUUCAGUCUCAUGAUCGGCAGCAUCAUUUCCGCCCUCGCCAUCUCUUGCAUCUUCUUCUCUUACUUGUUCGAGCCCGUAAACAUCAAGCGUGCCGUCAUUACGGCUGGUUUGACAACUCAGGGCUUUACGGUCGGUAUCAUCAAGACUACCUGUCUGACCUGGGUGUCCGAGAACUCACCAACAGCACUGAGGGGUUCGGCAAUGGCCUUAUUCCCAACAUUCACACUUAUUGGGCAGCUUAUCGGAGCAAUCGUCGUGUUCAUUGUCAACAAAGUCGAGACUGCGACUGCGUACCGGGCUGCCUUCGCGUCUCAGUGGAUUCUGUGCCUGGGCCCCUUUAUCCUGUCGUGUCUGAUGCCCGACAGCCCGGCCUACCUGAUCAGAGCAGGCAAGGAGGCUCAAGCAAUUGCGUCGGCUACCAGACUGUUUGCGCCAAAAAUAAAUCCCCGCAUCGCUCUGGAGAAGAUCCGACACACCAUUGAGGAGGAAAAGGCAUCAGUCACAUCAGCCUCGUAUUGGGCUUGCUUCAAGGGUACCGACUUGCGGCGCACCAUGAUCGUCAUUCUUGCCAAUGUUUUCCCUGCGCUGUUUGGUUUAGACCUCCUGUCCAACUCGACCCCAUUCCUUCAAAGCUUUGGGAUGGAGUCAAGCACUAGUCUUCUGCUCCAGAUAUUCGGUAUUGUUGGAGGUAUGGCUGGCAAUGCGAUUGGGCUAUGGAUUCUUUCGCGCUCGGGACGUCGUAACAUGACUAUCAUAUCCAUGGGUGUUACCGGACUGCUCUGGGGGGCGAUGGGCGUCACGGGCUUCUGGUCGAGCCCUACUCUCACAUAUGCCGCUGGAGGAAUCAUGAUUGCUGUCAUUGUAACUUGCGGCUUGGGAUGUUGGCCCGCAGGAUAUGCCAUCACAGGAGAGACGAGUUCCCUGCAACUCCGAGCUCUGACCCAGGGCAUUGGUGGUGUGGCAGCCCAGGGCUCCUCUAUUACGAUUGCCGCUGUCCUCCCCCAGCUGUUUGGUCGAGACAAGGCAGCUCUUGGCGCAAAGACUGGUUUUGUGUUUUGCGGACUUUGUGCAAUCGGCGUGCUUCUGACUUGGUUGUGGAUUCCCGAGAUGAAGGGCCGCAGUAUGCAGGAGAUUGACUACAUGUUUGCAGUGAAGCUGCCUACAAGGAAGUUUAAGCAUUGGAAAUCGGAGACUCAUGAGAUGCAGGAGGCAUUACCGCUACGUGACAAUUAA
Messenger RNA from Clonostachys rhizophaga, 1695 nucleotides. The record is from the annotation of a GenBank genome assembly. NCBI's taxonomy places the organism in Eukaryota, Fungi, Ascomycota, Sordariomycetes, Hypocreales, Bionectriaceae.